Messenger RNA from Sus scrofa (pig), 1157 nucleotides. It is a transcript of the gene LCLAT1, whose product is annotated as lysocardiolipin acyltransferase 1. The record is from RefSeq and is marked provisional. Gene Ontology annotation, molecular function: acyltransferase activity. Lineage: Eukaryota; Metazoa; Chordata; Mammalia; Artiodactyla; Suidae. Gene Ontology annotation, cellular component: endomembrane system; endoplasmic reticulum. Gene Ontology annotation, biological process: phosphatidylinositol acyl-chain remodeling.
CAGAAUCAUGGUGUCAUGGAGAGGGAUUUACUUUAUACUCACUUUGUUUUGGGGAAGCUUUUUUGGAAGCAUUUUCAUGCUGGGUCCUUUUUUACCUUUGAUGUUUAUAAAUCCGUCUUGGUAUCGCUGGAUCAACAACCGCCUUGUGGCCACCUGGCUCACGCUACCUGUGGCAUUGCUGGAAACCAUGUUUGGUGUAAAAGUGAUUAUAACAGGUGAUGCGUUUGUUCCUGGAGAAAGAAGUGUCAUUAUCAUGAAUCAUCGGACAAGAAUGGACUGGAUGUUCCUGUGGAAUUGUCUGAUGAGAUAUAGCUACCUCAGAUUAGAGAAAAUUUGCCUCAAAGCCAGUCUCAAAAGUGUUCCUGGAUUUGGUUGGGCCAUGCAGGCUGCUGCCUAUAUCUUCAUUCAGAGGAAAUGGAAGGAUGACAAGAGCCAUUUUGAAGACAUGAUUGAUUAUUUUUGUAACAUCCAUGAACCACUUCAACUGCUCAUAUUCCCAGAAGGGACUGAUCUCACAGAAAAUAGCACGGCUCGAAGUAAUGAAUUUGCUGAAAAGAAUGGACUUCAGAAAUAUGAGUAUGUCUUACAUCCAAGAACUACAGGCUUUACUUUUGUCGUAGACCGUCUAAGAGAAGGUAAGAACCUGGAUGCUGUCCACGACAUCACGGUGGCAUACCCUCACAACAUUCCUCAAACAGAGAGGCACCUCCUCCUCGGGGACUUUCCCAAGGAGAUCCACUUCCACGUCCACCGAUACCCAGUGGCCUCCCUCCCCGCGUCCAAGGAGGACCUCCAGCUCUGGUGCCACAAGCGGUGGGAGGAGAAGGAAGCGAGGCUGCGCUCCUUCUAUCGAGGGGAGAAGAAUUUUGCCUUUACGGGACAGACUGUGAUUCCACCUUGCAAGUCUGAGCUCAGGGUCCUUGUGGUCAAGUGGCUGUCUAUACUGUACUGGACCCUGUUCAGCCCUGCAAUGUGCCUGCUCAUCUAUUUCUACAGUCUCGCUCGGUGGUAUUUUAUAAUCAUCAUUGUCAUCCUCGUGCUGCAGGAGAGACUAUUUGGUGGACUGGAGCUCAUCGAACUUGCAUGUUACCGGUUUUUACACAAACAGCCACAUUUAAAUGCGAAGAAAAAUGAGUAAGAUUCUAAGAUUCAUGGUG